Molecule: messenger RNA, 2099 nt
Organism: Saccostrea cuccullata (small rock oyster)
Lineage: Eukaryota; Metazoa; Mollusca; Bivalvia; Ostreida; Ostreidae
Exons: 3
Coding region: 405-989 (194 amino acids)
Source: RefSeq, a predicted model, not a curated record
GAAUUGCAGAUAAGUACGGUCGGGAUGUGGCCAGUGAGUAUAAGGACCCUCCACAGAUAUUCACCUAAAAUGGUAAAAGAUAUUUUGUUUUGUGAAAAAGAGCAUGUAAAUGUACAAACGGUUAAAGAAAAUCUAGUAAAUAACAUUUCUUAAUUUUGCUUACAAUGUAUACCAUACGUUAUUUAUCAUUUAUAGUUCUGUGUAAAAUGCAUGGUACACUUGUUCCAAAAUGGAUAUCUUCACUUUUUUACCUAGGCUGGUUAAUGCAGAUGGAAAAUUUAAAGAUUUUGUGAUUUCAUUUUGCUAUAAUGAAUAUGACAAACCAAGAAUUUUUUUUCACUGCAGGAUCUUAUAAGAAAGUGUUUUCCCUGGAGUGACAUUUUUGUCCAACGUUAUAGUACUUCAUGUUAAUUUUGAUAUUUGACUUAUUCUGGCGCACUUGUGUUUUAUGUUCUGAAGUUGAGACAUUUAUCUGUAAUUUUGACUGGAAGUCAGGACUGAUAUUCUGCAUCGUAAGUUCUUCAGCCAUUCACAUUGGGUACAAUUGGAAAUUCUUGAAGAGGGGAACAUUGUUACACUGGCUGGAAAUAUACCAGGUUUAUCGGGACAUCAAAAUUAAAGUAAACUUUAAGAUUUUUCAGGGCCAGAGAGCUGUGCAACAUUACGAGAUCAGAUAUUACCUUUUACGAUACUCAUGUGGUAAUUCAAUUAGAAGCCUCAAGACUGACAUAUACAGAAGGGACAAAGAGAUGCUUCAGCUGCAGCCAAUGGCUGGUAGAUCCUUGAAGGCUCAUGGACGGUGGAAGAGUGAAAUAGCAGAGGACGGCUAUGUUAAGGACAGGACAGAAAAGGGUCUAUUUGUACAUAAAACGGUAUUGAAAUCAAAUAUUUUUUUUCUUUACAUUUUUCCCUCAGACGUUUUUUAUUCGAAUCUGGCUAACAUUGUCGCCUCCUCUAUAUUUGUGUUUGAGUUGUUUUUGUAUAUGUAAAGAGAAUAUGAAAUAAUUUAUGUUCGUCUGAGCGAAGCGAAAGAGAACAUAAAUAAAUUUCUUUUCGGUUACAUUAAUAAUGUUUGGGGGAAAAUUGGUGUUCCUGGGGGUCGAACCUGGUUGCUUUGGUGUGCGGGGAGGCGUGUGCGUUGAUUUGGUUAUCCAGUUGGUUCAUAUUGCGUUGGUACUAUUUAUUUAUCUCACUUAUGUGUUUCACUAAUUAAAUCUAUUUUAGGGUCUAUUUUGCGGCAAGCGGUGAUUCGGUCUACGGGUAUUUAAACUCGUGUUUUAUGUUCUUUUGUCAUUCGACAAAAGUUAGCCACGACUUAUCAGUUUUCCAAUUUUCUUUUACUUUUAUUUAAUGAAACAGAAUUCUUUUGUAGAUUGAUGCUUAGUUUCUUUGAAGUAGAUCCGAUUCCUAGUCUGGAGUUGCAUAGCAUUUUGGUUGGACCAAUCCUGGGCUUGCCUAUGUGGAAUACAAUUGCUAAAAUCGCUCUCGAGAUUUUUUUUUCUCCCUAUUCAUAAAUGAAAAACUGUUUUGUAGUGGUUCAUAGCUACAUAGCUACAUUUAGCGGAAAUGUGUUUUCAUUUAGUGUUUACAGAUAUUUCUAAUAUGUUUUUGCACAGCUCUACUUAAACAAGUCAAUUUAUUGUACAUUAUAAUUAGUGACAUUUUUUCGUUAAGUUUGUGAGAAUGAGUCCGCCAUUCAUUUCGUUUACCUCGCAUUUGCUGCGGACUUACAGGUUUCCAUAGUUUUUUCAACAUCAAUGUUGUUUUUUUCUAUGGUUUUUCCUGGGCGGCGAGGGAAGCAUAAUUGUGUUCAUACAUUCAGUUAUGGAGGUCAAAACAAGUGACACAUACAUGUAUAACAUCGUGUUAUAAUAGUUAUCUUCUUGUUCUGUGAUAUUUGAUCAUCUAUUUUUUCGAUACAUUGUAGAAGGAAGGUAAAGAGUUGGUACCAUCGAAGACACGUGUUUGUAAAUUUAUAAAUACGUGUUGUAAAUGCGGCAAGCAAGCGCUUCUGUGUGGACGCACAUAAGGACGCGAUAAUAUUUGUACCAAUCAGUUUUAUUAAAUCUGGCUAACAUUGUCGCCUCCUCUAUAUUUGU